Molecule: messenger RNA, 620 nt
Organism: Notothenia coriiceps (black rockcod)
Lineage: Eukaryota; Metazoa; Chordata; Actinopteri; Perciformes; Nototheniidae
Gene: eaf1
Product: ELL associated factor 1
Exons: 5
Biological process (GO): transcription elongation by RNA polymerase II
Cellular component (GO): super elongation complex
Molecular function (GO): transcription elongation factor activity
Source: RefSeq, a predicted model, not a curated record
UAAACAGAUAUUCACAUUACUGCUGUUCCUCCAGGGCUCCACGCCUCCCAUGACGGUGUUCAAAGGGAACAAGCGUCCGUACCAGAAGGACUGCGUGCUCAUCAUCAACCACGACACCGGGGAGUUCAUGCUGGAGAAGCUGAGCAGCAGCAUCCAGGUCAAGAAAACCAGGGCGGAGGGCAGCAGUAAGAUCCAGGCGCGGAUCGAGCAGCAGUCGGUCCGCUCCACCUCUCAGCCCUCCUCUCAGUUUCGAGCCCCCACAAAGCCCGGGGCCAAAGCCUCCCCCUCCCCCUCUAAAGACGACCCGUCCCCGGAGCCUCAGCUCGACGAAAUCAAGAGAGAGCUGCGUGCGGAGGUGGAAGUCAUCGAGCAGAUGAGCAGCAGCUCCUCGGACUCGGCCUCCGGCAGCGGAGAGGAGAGCAGCGACGGAGAGCCGGACGUCGUCCCCCCCCCCAACGGGGGGCAGCCGGGCAACAACCAGCUCAUGAACACACUGCGAAACGACCUUCAACUCAGCGAGUCGGGCAGCGACAGUGAUGACGACUAAACGUCACACACACACACACACACACACACACACACACACACACACACACACACACACACACACACACACACAC